Molecule: messenger RNA, 6838 nt
Organism: Chinchilla lanigera (long-tailed chinchilla)
Lineage: Eukaryota; Metazoa; Chordata; Mammalia; Rodentia; Chinchillidae
Gene: Enpp6
Product: ectonucleotide pyrophosphatase/phosphodiesterase 6
Exons: 8
Coding region: 2308-3366 (352 amino acids)
Source: RefSeq, a predicted model, not a curated record
CCCACCCUGAGUAUGUAAGCUAUAGUUCAAAGCUUGCACGCCAGAAAUGAGAGGAAAGUGUUUCUAGCUGUCUUAAUAAAGAUGUUAAAGGUGUUUCUCUUUACUCUCCUGCAAACAAGUACAGCUCAGGCAGUGCAGCUAAGGUAAGAGGUGAGGAGCAGAAGCCUAGUUUCCCGAGGGCUUUGUCUCAAGCUGCCAGUGCAUUUGCAAGGCUGCAGAGGCCAGCAGUGGCAGCUGAGUGCACAAGACAUAGAGGGUGUGUUCAUCCUCCCUUUGGGGCUCGCUGUGGGCCACUGAGCUUCCCCAGGGUGAUUUCCAGAGUUUUGCAAAUUCCUUCCAGACACCUGCAAGUUGGUUUGGUUUGGUUCUGUCCUUCUGUAUAGACUCUUACCAUGUAUUUCCAGAUGGGGGGACUUUUCCUUUUAAAGGACUAUGGGAGAAUUGUUUCAGAGGCAGCAAAGCAAAACUCUUAGUGGUAAAACAGGAAGGGAGGGGCUUUUGUGUGUGAGAACUUUAAACCACCAUAAAAAGGUUGUUUGCUUUAUUACUUUAUCACAAAGAAGGAACAAAACUCACCACAAGCAAAAAUAACCACAUGCAUGAACAUACAAAACUGCAAAAUACUUUUAUAGGAUUAGUUCUUAAUUCCUUUAUUAGCUUCAGGUUGGUGUUUCACAACGGCUAUAUGUCAUUACUAAUUCAGAUGAGGUUCAAAGCCCUGGAAAAGAGAACCGUCCUUUCUUAGCACAGCCAUGAAAAUACGCAUUUGCUCAUGAGCCGUCAAGAAAUGAAGUCUGAUCUAGAAGAAAUUAGCCUAAUGGCAGUUCAGGCAGGAAGCUUAAAAUAAGCUUAACCAUUGUCUUCUUCCUUUUUAGAUUGGUUUUCUCUCCAAGCUGUGAUUUGAACUCUCUUAUCACUAGAGUUGGAGCUGGAGGGGGAGGUCUGAUGACAGGAAGGCAAGCCAUACACACAGCUUUUGAGCUGAUGGAUACCGCUGCAGCUCUGCAGGCUAAACGAAAUUCUUAAAGUUUUGUGACUUUUGAAAACUGCCAUAUUUCCUCCAGCUUUAGUCUUACAUUAUGUUUUCACAUGUUAGCAUUUACAAGAUUGGGAUGUCAAAUCCUGUUGCCAGCUGCUGAGCAGGGGAGUGAGGUGCUAAUACAGUUGGCACUGCCUGGGGCCAUAUAAAUCUCAGCCAGCUUUACAGAAGUAUGUUUUUCCCACUUCUGUUUUGUUAUUUGCAUUGGUGGCAUUAUGUUGUUAAUUUAGGUUCAGGUGUCUAAUUUUCACUGAAAAUAUCUUCACAAAUAUUACACUGCUUUAUUGUAUCAAAAGAAAAGUCACCAUGUGUGCAUAAGAUUGCCUGGAAUAUUAUGUUCCAAGCAUUGAACUGUUGGUCUUCAUCACAGUGAGUAAAUGAAACAAUUUCCAAAGCUAGAGGAAAUUGGUAUGAGCUCUUCAUGUGUCAUAAUAAAAGCUUGUUAUUCAGGGCCCAAUCCAUCAAAUUCUUCUGGGGAUGUUUGUAAGAAGCUCCUUCCGAGUUAUUUUUUUAAAAGGAGAAACAAAAUUAUAAGUUUAACCAAAAAGGAAAUGUCAAUAAAGCACCAGGAUUCUCCAUGGUGUCUUCCUAUUACACUCUCACUCGUAAAUGUGCUCAAGAGGCCAAGCUGCUAAGCGCGACUCAAAAGUGUGACGUCUCCAUAAGGCUGUGGAUAACAUGGUCUCUGAUGCCUGGAGUUCAACCAUGGUAAUGAAAGUAAUAUAUAAUGGUGUGGAUAAAUAAAUACUAAGAUAGUCUCCAUCUACCUCGUCCUUUCUUUUUCUUCCUCUUUCCUCUUUUCUAAUCUUCCUUUUUUCCUCUUACUGGAAGGCUGUUAUUAGACUGAUGGAGCAUCUUAUAAUCAAUGAAAUCUUAGAAUGAGGAAAGAGAACAUGUGUCAGGCUGCUUGAGGUCGCCAUUGAAAGAUGAAGGGAUGGAUCGGAUUUCAAUAAGCAAGAUGACUGAGUCUUUUUAGAAGACUUUUCAUCAUGAGAUGAAAUUACCAUUGCAACCAAGGGCAAAUAAAAACAUCAGCCCCUAGGGCCAAGUUCUUCCAAGUUACUUGGAGCGGAGAGAGAAAGAGGAAAUCUUGGGUUUGUGAACACUGCAAGUAGGUUACGUGGGCAGAAAAGUAAGUGGCAGGGUCAAAAGAAGACGAGACAGUGGAGUCUGAGCACUUGGAGUAUAAAGUUCAAGAUGCAAGAGACCUUGGCCACCUCAUUGCUGGACGGCUUCAUUUAACAGGGCGCCACUGUGAAGUCCAUCAGAUGAUUGGCAACUACAUGUGGGAUCCCAAAACCAAUACGUCAUUUGAUAUCGGUGUCAACAGAGAUAGCCUGAUGCCGCUCUGGUGGAAUGGAUCAGAGCCUCUGUGGGUCACUCUGACCAAGGCCAAAAGAAAGGUCUACAUGUACUAUUGGCCAGGCUGUGAGGUUGAGAUUCUUGGUGUCAGACCUACUUAUUGCCUAGAAUAUAAAAAUGUCCCAACGGAUAUCAAUUUUGCCAAUGCAGUCAGUGAUGCUCUUGACUCAUUCAAGAGUGGCCGGGCUGACCUUGUGGCCAUAUACCAUGAACGCAUCGAUGUGGAAGGCCACCACUACGGCCCUUCCUCACCUCAGAGAAAAGACGCCCUCAGAGCCGUGGACACUGUCCUGAAGUACAUGACACAGUGGAUCCAGGAACGAGGCCUGCAGGACAGCCUGAACGUCAUCAUUUUCUCAGAUCACGGAAUGACGGACAUUUUCUGGAUGGACAAAGUGAUUGAGCUGAACAAGCACAUCAGUUUGAAUGACCUGCAGCAAGUGAAAGACCGAGGGCCCGUCGUGAGCCUGUGGCCAGCCCCUGGGAGACACACUGAGAUUUAUAACAAACUGAGCAGAGUGGAGCAUAUGACUGUCUACGAGAAAGAAGCCAUACCAGGCAGAUUCUAUUACAAGAAAGGGAAAUUCGUCUCUCCCUUGACUUUAGUGGCGGAUGAAGGCUGGUUCAUCACAGAGAGUCGAGAGAUGCUCCCAUUUUGGAUGAACAGUACUGGCAAGAGAGAAGGCUGGCAGCGUGGAUGGCAUGGAUACGACAACGAGCUCAUGGAUAUGAGGGGCAUCUUCCUGGCCUUUGGACCCGAUUUCAAGUCCAACUUCAGAGCUGCUCCAAUUAGAUCCGUGGAUGUCUACAACAUCAUGUGCAACGUGGCAGGCAUCACCCCACUGCCCAACAAUGGGUCCUGGUCCCGGGUUGUAUGCAUGCUGAGGAGCCAGGCCAGCUUGGCUGCUUCUGUCCAGAGGCACAGCUAUGUGCUGGCCUUCAUUCUCCUCUUCCUGUUUGCAUAACUGUUCAUUUAUAUUGCUUGUCCCAAAACGUUGUCAGCAAAGUGUGCCUCCAAAGUGAAACGAUUUUCAUUUUCUAUGUGAGUAAUAGCUUCAUUAACAAAAUCAAGGCCAUAUAAUCUGUACAUAUAUUUUCCUUGGGUGAUUCUAUACCUAAAACUCUCUAAUUGUUUUUAAAAAAACACCCAAACUUUAUUUUUCCUAAAAAAAAGAAAAUCUUAGCUUUUCAUUUGUUCAGCUAUCUGUAAUGCUCUCCUUUCUUUCAUGUAGUUGUGUGUAGUCUGAGCAGUGGCCUGCCCCACAGGAACCAAACUUCAAGGGGAUAUUCUAUGGUCUUCCCUCCUGUCUGACCUUACCCAAAGGAGCCCCUCAGACCAGGCCCUUGUCUGCCCUGUCCACACUCAAGAGCCGUCUGUAGUGGUUUAUGACCACAGUCUUCUACUGUUCCUUCCAUUUUGGAAGACAGGUCUACAGAAAAGCAAUAGCUGCUGUCUCUUUCUAACCCUGCUCAUGGAGUUUUUGCAUCUUAGGCAAAGUCCCAAAAAGGACAUAACCUAAGUAGGGAUCACCAAUCAACCAAGUAAAAAUCACUGAGGCUAGACGAACUCAUAACACAAAAUAAAACAGAUUGGUCCCCCUGAAGUCUGAGUACACAAUUUCCCCUUUGCCUUGAAAGCAGGAAAGCUAAGAAUGGAUAUAGGUUUCUGUGAGACUUAUUAUACACAGCAUAUCAUGGUAUGAAGCCUACAAAUAACGGACCUUGAACAUUAUGGAGUGACAGUCUGAGCGCCUACCCGGCUGCCUAUAUGGCAGCUCCUUUAGAUACUGCCCCUCUGGCUCUAGACUUGGGAAGUAGACCACAGUAAUACCUGGCAUUUCAGUACAGUCCGGGGAAGGGAUGGAUAUCUUACCAAUGAGGAUAUGGACAUGGUACAGAAAUACUAGUUCAUUGGUUGGACAGAUAAUAUAUUAAGCAUAAGUUCUAUGGAUCAGUAGUCCUGAAUCAGAGCUUAGCUGACAGCUCUGAAGGGAAUACUUGAGCGACGUAGAAUUCCAUAGAAAAUAGAGGGAGAGGGGGAGGAGGGGAAUGGACGAACCAUGACAGAACUGAAUCCCACUCACUGACCAAUUCACCAUUGGAUAAGGAAACAAACGUCGAAGUGGUGGUCAGGGCGCCUCCUUACACCUCCAGGAAGAGUCUCUGAGCCGGAGCUGAUAUAGUUUUAGUUUACUCACCUAAGUUGCUAUAGGAGGUUUUGUAAAACAAGAUUUUCAAAUGAUUAGAGUCUUACCUAUGUACACACAGUCCCUGACAGAUGAUGGUUUAACUUUAGGGUUGAUUUCAUGAUGGUGCAAAAGCAAUGCCUAUUCAGUAGAAAUCAUCCUUUCCAUUUUGAAUUUGUAACCAGCUAGAUGUGUGCAGUUUGCCACUGUCUCUGUGUCCUGGAAAGCCACACAAUCACAUAGGGACAACUAAUACAGUGUCCUGCGUAGCUAUUUGAUAUGGUUUAAUAGGCUUGGUGUAUUAAAUGCAUUUUCCACGUAAUGAUAUUUUCAACUUACAAUGCGGUUUAUUGAGACUACAUAACCCCAUCAUAAGUCAUGGAGCAUUUGUCUAUAAAUCCUAUUAUUGUAUUCAAAAUGCACCUACACUAGAUGAAGCCGAUCUGCAAAUGAGACUUUGUCAGGAUAAGACAACACAUGAGAUCCUGCAGGAUUAGGAAGCCUUUACGUGGUGUUCACCUUGAAAAGUGAAUAUCCACAUUCACCUUAACUCAGAAAGGCUGGGGGCCAUCUCCGUGGCAUGAAUCAUGAGACCAAAGGAUCAUACCUGAAAAAUAUUGAAUUUAUCUUCACAAAAGAUUUCUAAGGAUUUAUGUAAUAUGUUUUUAAAGCUCCAGUAAACAUCGAAUCAAUUGGAAAGGAGGCAAAUCAGCCUUUGUUGUGUGGCUGAAAGCAAAUUAGUACUUUCAGAACCUUGGCACUGGUUUUUGAAACAGACGUCUAUUGUUCAAAGUUUUCUUUCCCCUUGAAGGACAUGUUUUGUUGAAUUAAGUGGAGCCUACUUCCUCCUUUAUGAAGGAAGGAGCUCUAAGACAUUCCUAAACAAUUAAAUUAAAAGUGAAUCAUCAAAAUCAAGGGGGGGAUAAACACAUACGUGAUUAAGUUACAUAACAAAAUUCCAGAUAUUUUUUUGACAAAGUACAAUUUCUUAGUAACUACUGUUAAAUAAGUAAAUGAGAAUAAGAUUCCAACAGAAUCAUGAAUACCGGCAAAAAAAAUUCAGACUCUGAAUGGAAAAAAAUCUUUUGUCUAAAAUAAUGCACAUAUCUCAAUGGCUUAAUUGAUUAAAAUUUCUUGCCUUUUAUUUUUGUUUUGAAUUUGCAUUAUUUCCCCAAGAAAAUUCCAUUUUGCCUAAAUUUGUUUUGUUCCACAGCAGUAAAAUCUACCAAGAAUAUAUACAGGUACCUUUCUCCUGGAUUAUUUUAUAACAUCACUGCUACUUCCAAGAGGAAGAUAAUUGGGUGGCCUUACCAAUAAGAAAUGAAAAGAAUGAUCCUUAAAUUAAAGAUGAAUUGAAGGUCUACUUUCCCUCCCCAAGAGCCUAAUUUCCAGAAUCCAAUUCCAAUAAAUUCUGUAAACUAGAACAUUUAAGAAUUUCUUUCUAACCCAGAAGAGUCCUGCAUUUUAGAAACUCAACUCUCUUUACUUUUAAAGAGACCUUAGAAAUCCGUAUUAGGUCUUAGUUCUAUUAUAGACAAUACUUUGCAAACCUUCUGGGCUUUUAAGCACUGUCUGACUCAUCUUCAGAGAUGCCAAUUCACAGGAGCUGUGGUUGGGCCUCAGACAACCCCCUUUAUGUCACAUUGAUCUAAGCUUCAGGUUUGCUUUAGGGAGAAGUAUGCUCUGACUUGGUUUGGGAAACCUAAAUCCCCUGGGAGCUAUUUCUUAAUCAGUCAGUAUCUCCAGGGGCCGGUAGGCUGACCUUGGCUAUUAACCCCAUUGGGUUAGGCUUUCAGCCUCCAAAACCAAAGCAGAUCUGUAGGCCCUGCUGGUGGAGGGAGCGACAAGAAAAGAUCAAGGCAGCCUACCCGCACCCCACACCUGUGGCUCUAAGAUUCUCAAAGGUGCUAUCAGACAUUUGUUCAAGACACACAGCUACUUUUGAAAUUUCUAAGGAAGUGUUUGAAUUUGUAUAAAUAUCAAGAGAUUUUUAAAUGUGAUUGUGUGUUUUAUCUUUUUAAGCCUUUUGUAAUAGACCAAAGUCAGGUACUGUAAACCACUUGCUAGAAGAAAAGGAGAAGGUAGCUUUGACAGAUUAGUUAUAAAACUUUUGAAACUUGGUCUCAGGUUUGUACUAUGGAAAUAUAUCUUGCUUGGAAAUCAUAAAAUAGCACCUAAUACAGUGCCUUCAAUGCUUAAUAAAUGUCCCAUAAAUGUGUGUUGAAAGAAAUAAAGAAGAAAUGUCAUUAGA